GAGCACGGGUAAACAUCAGAAAUUAUACCAUUGUGAAAUCUGUAUUAUAUAAGUGUUGAUCGUGCCAGUCCUCACGUACUCAAGCUAUGAUGAGAGAUGUUGCCAGUGUCGCUUGUGUAACUUUGAAACCGAUCCAGAACCCUUUAAAAUCUCCCAAAGCACCUGAAUCAGCCCCUCCUCAGAGGACACUGAUGAAGUCCAGAAGGAUCUGCGCUCUUGUUGUUUGACUGGAGAGAUUAAACGCUGCUGUGGAGCGGAUGAUGGAGAGGGUUACCCGUGGAAGUGUGCUUCUGCUGGUUUUCUGUGUUUGUAGUUGUGUUCUGACAGUUUUCUCGCAGUUAAACGCCGGAUCGAGAACGGCGGCGGGUGCUCUGCGUGCGCGGACGCGAUGGACGAAUAACGGGCGCGUGUUUCAUCUAGUGAGUCGCGGGUCCGAGUUUGUGCCACCGGGCCGAACAGAGCCGAACCGACGAGCCGCUGGACCCGUGAUCCCGAUCAGUGACGGUCACAACACGAGCUCAAACUCUCCAACAGAAACAACUGACACUCAGAGAACAGAAGACAUGAUGAUGGGAGAUGAUCCAUAUGAUCCAUAUAAAUCCGUCCGGAACAGUCCACAUAAUAAUCCAUAUUAUAAUUAUUAUGACUCGUACUACAGACCCGGUCACAGCACUCAGAGACACAACGGCUACGGAACCAGAUACUUCCAGAAUGGUCUUCCAGAUCUUGUGGUGGACCCGUAUAUGAUCCAGGUGUCCACGUAUGUCCAGAGAGUGCCCAUGUAUAAUCUCAGGUGUGCUGCGGAGGAGAACUGCCUGGCGAGUUCUUCUGGUAACGCUCGGGACUAUGACACCAGAGUUUUACUGCGGUUCUCUCAGCGUGUGAAGAAUCAAGGAACCGGAGACUUUCUCCCCAGCAGACCAAGAUAUGCGUGGGAAUGGCACAGCUGUCACCAUCACUAUCACAGUAUGAAUGAGUUCUGUCAUUACGAUCUGCUGGACGCGAGCACACAGAGGAAAGUAGCGGAGGGUCAUAAAGCCAGUUUCUGCCUGGAGGACACGUCAUGUGAUCCGGGAUACUACCGCCGUUACGCCUGCACGUCUCACACACAGGGUUUGAGUCCGGGAUGUUAUGACACAUACAGUGCAGAUAUCGACUGUCAGUGGAUCGAUAUCACAGACGUUCAGCCGGGGAAAUACAUACUCAAGGUUACUGUAAAUCCAGGUUACCAGGUUCCAGAGUCAGACUUCAGCAAUAAUAUCGUCCGCUGUGACCUUCACUACACUGGUAACGACGCUCAAGCGUCCGGCUGCACCAUGUCCUCACACUAGAUCAGUGAGAGACACACACUGAGCCAGAGCGAUGACAACAUUCACUCCUCGUGUUUACACAGCUGUCAGAUCUCAUCGAGAGCAUCGUCUGACAAAUACAACUAUAUAUCUAUGUAUGAAAAUAUUAUGAGGACAGUAUGAACAACCUGAUUUGACAACAUGUGAACUAUGAGUGUAUUUACAGCUAUUCUUUACAGGAUUAUGUAAUGUUGUCUUUAUUAGUGUAAGAUAAUGAUGAAACAAUCCAGUUGUAGUCAUAGGACUUUUAUCUUUAUAACUUGCUUCUGUAGGACCAAAGAUAUUUUCAACUUAAUAUCUAUUUAAUCAUAGUGAUCAUAUUGUUUCUAAAAUGAUGUAUAGAAGGCCAGUAGAAGAAAGGGUAAUAUGCAAGAGAGAGACUAAAGAGGCUACAUUUUAAACUAAAGCGUCAGAAGUCAUUUUCAGAUUUGAGUUGAAUGUUUACUACAACUUUAAAUGUGUUGCCUCUUAAGGGUGCUAUUGAUAUUAUAAGUCACUUUGGUUUAGGAGGCAAUAUUACUUGAAUAAAAGCUAUAA
Messenger RNA from Myxocyprinus asiaticus (Chinese sucker), 1886 nucleotides. RefSeq names its product protein-lysine 6-oxidase-like. Gene Ontology annotation, molecular function: copper ion binding; protein-lysine 6-oxidase activity. Gene Ontology annotation, biological process: peptidyl-lysine oxidation. Lineage: Eukaryota; Metazoa; Chordata; Actinopteri; Cypriniformes; Catostomidae. The transcript is spliced from 7 exons. The record is from RefSeq and is a predicted model, not a curated record. Bases 258 to 1331 code for a protein of 357 amino acids.